Messenger RNA from Oncorhynchus gorbuscha (pink salmon), 3119 nucleotides. RefSeq names its product mitochondrial calcium uptake family, member 3a (gene micu3a). Bases 21 to 1574 code for a protein of 517 amino acids. The record is from RefSeq and is a predicted model, not a curated record. Gene Ontology annotation, cellular component: uniplex complex. Gene Ontology annotation, molecular function: calcium ion binding. The transcript is spliced from 16 exons. NCBI's taxonomy places the organism in Eukaryota, Metazoa, Chordata, Actinopteri, Salmoniformes, Salmonidae. Gene Ontology annotation, biological process: calcium import into the mitochondrion; mitochondrial calcium ion homeostasis.
CUCUCAUCAUAGCAACAACAAUGGCCGCUUUUCGCAGACUGGCUUCAAUCGUAAACAGGUUAAAUGUCUGGUCCGCUCCGAGAAACGAGCUCCUCGGCGCUCAGACGACUACCGGAGGUAGGACACAGAGAUGCCUAGCUGUUGGGAUGUGUCUCGCAACCGGGGGAGCGGUGGCAUUUUAUUUUUACAACGACAUGUACAGUCAAAGAUGCAGGAAGAGGAUGGGAUAUCGCUUCAGUGGCCGCGACCUGCUCCCUGUCCUUUCCGCUGUAGAAGCACAGCAAAAGACGCGGCCGUUUGACUUUGAGGAAGGAGACGUGUACAUGUCGUCCCACGAGCAGCGCUUCCGUCUGUUCAGCUCAGUGGAAUAUGAGGGACAGCUCUACAUGACCCCACAGAACUUCAUCGAGUCCGUCACCAUGAGCGAGCCCCGGAAAGCUGACAUUUCGCCGGCUGCUAUGAGAGAAAGAGAAGGUGCUCACAGCCCAGUGAGGAUUUCAGUGGGAACGGCCCAUGACAAGAAGCCGUGGAUGUCCCUCACUAAACAGGAACUGGAGAAGAUCUUGGGAGAUACUCCAGCGGUGUGGCAGGGAACGUCCAAACUGUUCCGGAACCUACGGGAACGAGGCAUCAUCGCUUACACCGAGUAUCUCUUUCUGCUCUGCAUUCUGACAAAGCCCCACGCAGGCUUCAAGAUCGCCUUCAACAUGUUUGACGCCGACGGCAACCAGAUGGUUGACAAGAGGGAGUUCCUAGUGCUGCAGGAGAUCUUCAGGAAGAAAAAUGAGAAGAAAGGGAGGAAAGGAGAUGUGGAGAAGUCAGCUCAGCUGAGUAUGCAGCUCUAUGGAUAUCAGGUUGCUCCCAUCAACAGCGUGGUUAAAAAAGACAGUCGUCAGUUUGUGGCCCGGAGCUAUUGGGACGUUCUGAGGCGCGGCGCCAGUCAAGCCCUGUUCUCAGACCUGGCAGAGCGUGCGGAGGAGGGUAUGAUGAUUGACACCACACUACUGGUGCACUUCUUUGGGAAGAAGGGGAAGGCGGAGCUGACUUUUGACGACUUCUACAGGUUCAUGGAUAACCUCCAGACAGAGGUUUUGGAGAUAGAGUUCCUGACCUACUCUAAAGGCAUGACCACCAUCAGUGAGGAGGACUUUGCCCGCAUCCUGCUGCGUUACACCAACGUAGAGAACAUCAGCAGUUACCUGGACAACGUCCGCCAGAGCAUCCCUGACGAGAAGGGCAUCACCUUCGACGAGUUCCGCUCCUUCUUCCAAUUCCUCAACAACCUGGAGGACUUUGCCAUCGCCAUGCAGAUGUACAACUUUGCCAGUCGCUCCAUUGGCCAAGAUGAGUUUGGGCGGGCUGUGUACGUGGCCACAGGCCUGAAGCUGACACGUCACCUGGUCCACACCAUCUUCAAGAUCUUUGACGUGGACCACGACGACCAGCUGAGCUACAAGGAGUUCAUCGGCAUUAUGAAGGACCGGCUGCACCGCGGAGGGAGGGGCUACAAAACCGCAGAGCGAUUCACUUCCUUCAAGUCCUGUAUGAAGAAGGAGCUAGCUGGCAGCAGGUGAACAGGAAACAACAUGCCUCCUUCCCCAUCUGCCUGCGUGCCGAGGCCAGGAAACAGGUCCGCCAACUCUAGAGGAGGUUCCAGGCUAGGGUUUAAAGAAGGAGGAACAGGAUGAUGAGAAGAGGAAGUGGAGGACGAAGAAGUGGAGGAAGAUGAGGAGAAUAGGAUGACGAAGGUGAGGAUGAAGACAAGGAAAAGAGAUGGAGGGGGACUGGAGGUGAAUGAUUCCAUGAACAAUCUGCAGGGGAACAUUGUGGUUUUAAGUCUACGUUCUCAGUCACCAUCCCCUCCACUAGCAUGCAGAGAGGCUGCCAUUUUGCAAGAGACAUCUCAUUGGUUUCAGUUCUCCAGUUUAUUCAAUCGUGGAUCAAUUCCACAAUCCAUAUUCCUCCCAUUGCAAGUAGGCCAGUGAUGUAUAGCCUACACUACUGCACCUAGUAUUUAAGCAGUACUCUCCAAACAUUUGAAAAGCACAAAAAAAUUACAGUUUACAGAAAGUUGUAACUAAUCUCUGAUUACUCAUAAUAUAGAACGAUUUAUGGUAAAAAAAAAAAAAAAUGCUCGUAUCACAUUAAGGUUUGUAAUAUAAUAAUAUAUAAUAAUGGUCAAAUAAAGACUGUGACUUACAUUACAGUAAGAGCCUGCAUGGUCAAGUGUAGUAUCUGUAUCAAAUGCCUUUACCAGUGAGAGAAAGGUAUGGGAGAAGGAAGAGAAUCUUAAUGUCUUAAUCAUGUAUUUUUCUAUUCAUGUUUUUUUCCAGUUUACACAGGCCUAGUUGCAUAUAUUCAGCAGCAAGUUUGGUCAUCUGGCUAGAUAAUAAAGAUCAAUACAUAGCCUACAAAUGCAAUGAAUUCUACAAUGAAGCAAUAGUAGUAUGUUUUUGAAAUGUUUGCAAUUGAUGAUCUUCCAAAUGAGAGAAAGAGAGAGCAAGAUCAUGAUAUUCCUUUAAGACUCCUUAUCUUCUGUCUAUUGUGUGUGUUACGCUUGUAAUGAUUAGGCGGGGAAGAAGUCUAACUUUUUUUCAUGUGUGCCUUGUUUUCUACAUGUCUUCCCUGUCAAAACUAAUUCCAUUCCAGCAACAAAUUUCGUUGAAAAUAUAACUUUUCGGAAAGCAAAUUGCUGACCUGCCCUCCUACCAGUGUACUGUGCAACCUAGGUUUCCUUGAUUCACUAUGUAAUUGACCAACAUUUCAUCUCAAUUGGAAAUUAUUAGAUUUAUUUAUUGAAUUACUGAACAGCAAUAUUAUGAGCAGACGUUUUGAUUUUAAGUUUUGACCAGUUAGCAUGAUAGUGAUUUAAUUAUGUUCAACGAUUCAAGGUGUAUAUCUGUAUUUAGUUUGAAUAUUAAAUAACUUAAAUGGUUCGACUUAACUGGUUUAUAGUUACUCUGCGUAUUUGCAUUACAUUAGACGCUAUAGAACAUAUAAACACAUUUCUCGACCAUUCCCUCAACUAAGCGGUGAAGUGUGUGGUUGGUGUGAAAAUAAAUUGACAGAAUGCAAGUGAAAAGUGUGAUGAAAGCACGAAUAAAGACUUUUGAAUGAAA